AUGAUCGCGAAACUAUCAAUGCUCGCCUGCCUCGCCGCCCUCGUCGCGCCUGGUGCCCUCGCCGGCUCCGUCGAAAUAUCGCAGUUCGGCAGGCCAGGUUGCACCGGCCUCGCCUCGACGCUCAUCUUUGAGUCGGACAUCUGCAUACACGUGCCCGCCACCGGGUCCAUCGCUGUUUCGGAAAUCAUGGGCUGCACGCUCGCCGCAUUCUCUGGAGCUGGAUGCAGUGGAAGUUCCACAGGUGCGGUCGGGGAGGGGUGCUUCAGUAGCAACGGGUCGGAGCAGUCGAUACAGAUCACUUGCUGA
Punctularia strigosozonata HHB-11173 SS5 is the source of this 306-nucleotide messenger RNA. RefSeq lists its product as uncharacterized. The coding region runs from base 1 to 306 and encodes 101 amino acids. The record is from RefSeq and is a predicted model, not a curated record. The transcript has a single exon. NCBI's taxonomy places the organism in Eukaryota, Fungi, Basidiomycota, Agaricomycetes, Corticiales, Punctulariaceae.